Messenger RNA from Ananas comosus (pineapple), 1414 nucleotides. Its product is annotated as cationic amino acid transporter 2, vacuolar-like. Lineage: Eukaryota; Viridiplantae; Streptophyta; Magnoliopsida; Poales; Bromeliaceae. Gene Ontology annotation, molecular function: amino acid transmembrane transporter activity. The record is from RefSeq and is a predicted model, not a curated record. Gene Ontology annotation, biological process: amino acid transport; transmembrane transport. Gene Ontology annotation, cellular component: membrane.
GUGUUGGUUCAACGAUAGGUGCAGGGGUCUACGUUCUUGUAGGAACCGUUGCUCGAGAGCACGCGGGACCCGCCCUGACCAUCUCCUUUUUAAUAGCUGGAAUAGCUGCUGCACUCUCAGCCUUUUGUUAUGCUGAGCUUGCGAGCCGUUGCCCCUCUGCAGGGAGUGCCUACCACUACUCAUACAUUUGUGUUGGAGAAGGCGUUGCUUGGUUAAUCGGUUGGGCUCUAAUACUGGAAUAUACAAUUGGCGGCUCAGCAGUUGCGCGUGGUAUAUCCCCAAAUUUGGCCUUGUUUUUCGGAGGACCUGAUAGCCUUCCUCCUUUUCUAGCUCGUGCUUACAUUCCAUGGCUCGAUAUUGUUGUUGAUCCACUGGCCGCUUUUCUUGUAUUAAUUGUCACUGCACUGCUUUGCGUCGGCAUAAAAGAGAGUUCAUUUGUUCAAGCAAUUGUCACAACAUUAAAUGCCUGUGUCAUGCUAUUUGUGAUUAUUGCUGGUGGAUAUAUUGGCUUCAAGACUGGAUGGGUCGGCUACACUGUUGCUGGAGGGUACUUUCCUUAUGGAGUAAAUGGAAUGCUUGCCGGGUCAGCAACUGUUUUCUUUGCAUACAUAGGCUUCGAUUCAGUUGCUAGCACUGCUGAGGAGGUAAAAAAUCCUCAGCGAGAUUUACCAUGGGGAAUAGGGACCGCACUGUCUAUAUGUUGUUCCCUCUACAUGAUGGUGUCAAUUGUUAUUUGUGGCAUAGUACCUUAUUUCGCAAUGGACCCAGACACUCCUAUUUCGUCGGCUUUCUCAAGACACGGGAUGCAGUGGGCAAUGUACAUAGUCACAACUGGUGCUGUGCUCGCUCUUUGCUCAACUUUGAUGGGUUCUCUUCUCCCUCAGCCUAGAAUACUGAUGGCAAUGGCUAGAGAUGGACUGUUGCCACAUUUCUUCUCCGAUGUCAACAAACGAACUCAAGUCCCUGUCAAGAGCACAAUCUUAACUGGUAUCUGUGCUGCUGUCCUAGCUUUCUUCAUGGAUGUGUCACAAUUGGCAGGAAUGGUUAGUGUUGGCACCCUUCUUGCAUUCACCAUUGUAGCCGUCUCGAUCUUGAUACUCAGAUACGUCCCUCCAGAAGAGGUACCUAUGCCAUCAUCUUUUAGAGAAUCAAUCGAUACGGUGUCAUUUCGUAAUUCUCAAGAAAACAACAAUGAGAAGGCCAAAGAUAUUACUGGUUUGGAGGACCAUAAAAGUGGCACAUCUCGUGCAAAGGAUGUUGAAGUAUCAUCUGAUUAUCCUCUCAUUGUAAAGGAAAUAGACCAAGACAAGUUGAACAAACAAACACGGCGAAAAAGAGCUGCUUUGAGCAUAGCAUCUGUUUGUGUAGGAGUUGUAAUCCUCACUUCUUCAGCUUCGGCCACCUUUUUGCCUGU